AUGUCCCCGCCAGCCACCGAAUCCGAAGACCCCAUGGCGCGCCUCCCACCGAACCUCGUCGCGCGUUUCACGCAGGCGCUGAAGACCUACCAGCUCUCGAACAGUACAUUCCGCGUGCUCUGCUCGUUGCCCGCCACGCCUGCACCCACACACGCAGCAGCAUCCCUCGAUACCCGGUCGGUUUUGACACCGCUGCCGCCGCACCAUCCGACGAAGUCUAUAUUAGUCCUCGACUCCUCGUUCAACCCGCCCACGCUCGCGCACCAGCGCAUGGCGCUCUCCGCGCUGGCGGACCCGCGGUACGGCGGUGCCGGUGAAGACUCAGAAGACGGCCGACAGCAGUCGCGCCUCCUCCUGCUCCUCGCGAUCAACAACGCCGACAAGGCACCCAAGCCCGCGGCCUUCCCGCAGCGGCUCGCCAUGAUGUACGUGUUUGCGCAGGACCUGCUGGCAGCGGCCGCCGCAGCAACAACAACCCAGAACCAAGAAGAAUAUUGCAAUGGAAAUGAAGGAGAAAGAGACGAAUCAACACCAGGAAGGAGUCCCCCCGGCUGCGCGGCCGUAGACAUAGCCGUAGACAUAGCCGUGACGACCGAGCCCUACUUCCACGCCAAGAGCAACGCCAUCUCGACCUGCGAUUUCUACCGUGGUACUACUCUAGCCACCUCCUCCACCACCACUACCACCUCGCACACAUCCUCCCGUCAAGAAGCACACCAACAACAAUCACAACAAUCACCCCAAGCACCAGAACAAAUCUACCUAACAGGCUUCGACACCCUAAUCCGCAUCUUCGACCCCAAGUACUACCCCUCCGCAGCAGACGGCGGGAUCGCAUCUGCCCUAGACCCGUUCUUUGCGCACGCGCGACUGCGCGUCACCACGCGGCCCGACCCUUCGUGGGGCGAUGUCCCCGCGCAGCGCGCCUACUUAGCCCGCCUACGAGACGGCGAACUAACGAGAAUGGGCGGCCGCGCGGAGUGGGCGGACAGGGUCGAGAUGGUGGACGGCGGGGAGGGGGAGGAGGAGGAGACGGCGGUGAGUAGCACCAAGGUCCGGGACGCGGUGCUGAGGGCGGACUGGGAGGCCUUGGGCCGGCUGGUGAGUCCGGGGGUGCGGGCUUGGGUUAGGGGGCAGGGGCUUUACGGGGAAGGGGAAGGGGAAGGGGAAGACGGCGCCCGGUGA
Molecule: messenger RNA, 1185 nt
Organism: Anthostomella pinea
Lineage: Eukaryota; Fungi; Ascomycota; Sordariomycetes; Xylariales; Xylariaceae
Source: the annotation of a GenBank genome assembly